Messenger RNA from Owenia fusiformis, 1923 nucleotides. The record is from the annotation of a GenBank genome assembly. Lineage: Eukaryota; Metazoa; Annelida; Polychaeta; Sabellida; Oweniidae.
UUUUCAUGGCAACAAAUAUAUAUUCUUUCUCAUUUCAAUUUGCUUUCAGAUGCAUCGAGCAAAGCGCUGGACAUCAGAUGGUGAAAGAUGACAAUUUUUGUGAUAUGCCAAUAAUUGCUGAUGGAAGACUUACCAGAUGUAGAAUUGGCCAUUUCUUGAAACAGGAUAUCACAAAUCCUGUCGUUCUUUCAUUGUAUCCUAGCUCUGCGUUGAAUACAAACUAUCCUUUGAAAAAUCUAAAGAAGUACAAAAAGAUGGAGUACCCGGUGAACUCACUUGAUAUAGCUGCUGUCUCGGUAAUGAAGAUGAUUGCAACGAUCGGCUCUGGGGUUCCUGUUUUAGUGUUUGAAAUCCCUAAGAAUCUGAAUUCCCUGGAGGCACACUGGAGAAGUUGGGUGCCCUAUUAUGAAGAAUGUACGGAUAUCAGGAUUCUAAAUCAUGAAAAUCUUGCUAAGAUUGAUGAUGGCUCGUUAUUUGCCGUAUUCCCAUGUGCACAGAUCCCAGCUCAGAAGCAUGCGAUUAAUCCUGAUACAUUCUACGAAAUUUACUCUAAGACCUUCAUCCCAAAAAUCAAAAUCAAACAACCAAGCGGCAUGACGAAAAAAGAAGCAAUGGCUCCAUGUGUGAUUAAAGUUCCAAUCGCCGACGGUUCUGAGGGUGUAAAGAUUGUGACAAGCGACCAAGAAAUUCUUGAAUAUGAAGAAUGGGUUAAGAAAGUGGGUUGGGCAGGAGACCUGGUCUAUCAAGAACUUUUGACUGAUGUAAUAGCUGAUCGAGGAGUCCAGGUAUACAUCCAUAAAGAUGGCUCCGUCAACCUUGGAGGUUUCAGUAAUCAGACGUAUAGUAGCCACUCUCUAAGGAACUGGAAUGGAGGUAUCUUUUAUAGGACUCCAGAAGAGGACGAAAUCAAUCUGCGUAUGGUGAAAUUCCUGCAGCCUGCGAUCAAAAAACUCCACGAGAUGGGUUACUUUGGUUACGUUUGUUUUGACGUUAUGGAAACACGAAACGGAGAGCUAUUCCUGAUCGAUAUCAACCCAAGGGUCUCGGGAUCGAAUCCCCACAUGUCGAUGAUGGAUGGUAUGGCAGAGAAGGGAUUCCCCUUUUCGAUGUAUUCUGAAUCAAACGGUUUCAGAAUCACUGUCGAGGAGUUAAUAUCUCGAGCAAACUGCCUAAACAAGAAAAAUGAUGAUGCGGUAAUAUUUAUCCUUGGGGCACAAGCUACGGAGAGCGGCACCUUGAAAACUGCGAUUUCUACAUUUGCAACUAAGAAAGAUCAACUACUAGAAGCCAAAGAAAAUGCAUUUAAUUUCUUCCAGGCGUAACGGAAUAUAAGUUACUUUGGCCCAUUCUGUGGACAAAACUGACAAUUGAAUUCUAAUUCCAGGGGUAAUUGUUGCCCUCUACAAAACACAAACAUAUCUCAAUUGAAAAUAACAUUGUUUGUAUAAUCUCUGUUGUACAUGUUGAUACCAAUACGCUGAUUAUCCCUCGUGGUUUGUAGCCUAUUUCAGGAUAACGCUCUUAGAAUUUAAAAUGGCUGCUAUAUUAUUUGAAAUACGCCUGGAAACGCUCUGACGUAGUCAGAAGUUCUAUUUUCAUCAGAAAUAAAUACCGAUAAUUCGGUGUACUGGAAUAAGGAUACAGCUCAGAAAACACACGUUUAGUACAAGCCACAAUUGGCAACAUUCAAUAAAAAGAAUUGUAACACAGCACUCUAUAUAAUACCAAAUACGAUAUCACAGGCGUAGCCAGGGUGGUGCGAUGGGUGCGAUCACCCCCCCCGCCCCCAUAGCCAAUGAAAAUAAAACCAUGGAAAAGAAGGAGAAAAGGACUUUAAAAUGCUUUUUAUGGAUAUUGUAUGAAUUAAGCUAAUACGAUAAUAAUUAAAGUGGCCUACUUAUAGUAAAUAUAUUUUGAUUAACG